Messenger RNA from Westerdykella ornata, 1767 nucleotides. RefSeq lists its product as uncharacterized. NCBI's taxonomy places the organism in Eukaryota, Fungi, Ascomycota, Dothideomycetes, Pleosporales, Sporormiaceae. The record is from RefSeq and is a predicted model, not a curated record. The transcript has a single exon. Gene Ontology annotation, molecular function: protein dimerization activity. Bases 250 to 1734 code for a protein of 494 amino acids.
CCUAAAUAAAUAAUCAGUCGUCGUUGUUCCGCAGUCGCCACCGCACCACCACUCGUUCCUGUAAGACCCGACCAUUUCCACCAACCACCCGGCUUUGCAUCGCCUGACCUCUCAGCGCUCGACUGUGCCUCGAAAGUGUGGGCCCAUCACAUCGGCUCCCCCUCGCCGAUAUCUCCUGAUCUUCACCUGAGAAUCCUGAGACGACUGCCCCUACCGCCCUGACCUCAGUGACCUGACCGAACCGUCGCCAUGGCCGUCAACUGGAAUGCCUUCCUCACUGACGAAGGCCUCACUCUCCCUGAUGAACAGUGGUCCGAUUUCCAACAGACAUCAACCGAUCCCUUCUUUCUUUCGCAGCAGCAAAUGCCAAAGCCAACUCCAACCCGCAAGCCCGCCGCAGACGGAGGCGACCUGACGGGCUUCGACCCUCUGUUCAUCGGCCCCAAUUUCGCAGACUCGCUCUUCAAUAAUCCAAACGACUACUUUCUCAGCGACCUCGAGAUUCUGCAGCCGUUCGGUGACACCCUCGCUGGAGAGACCACCUCGGAAUCCUCCCCGGAACCUACCUCUGGAGUCUCGUUGACGGGACCCUUCACUCAGACGGACGUGCCGUCGUCGUUGUCGCGGACACCAGCGUCGGCGUCGACGGGUCUGGAUCAGUCACCUCAGAUGGGCAACCUCCAGCAGCAACAAAGACGCAACGUGUCGCGGGCACAACCCUUCGCUAACCCCGCCUAUGAGUCCAUGUUCCCUCACAGCCUGAACUUGGGAUUUGUAGAAGGGCUCUCCUUCCCCAACGGAACGACCGGAAAUGCCAACCCGUCCGAUUCCAACGAGAAGAGCUUCAACGAAGAGACUACUAUCAAGAGGAGUAAAAAUAAGCCGGACAUCUUAUCUGCAUGCUGGACAUCGCCACUCUGCCCCAACAAUAGUACCGAUACCGAUGACCCUCCACCGAAUCCCUCCAAUUGCGGAGGCGGCUGUGCUCCCUUCCUCUUUGCCCCCGACGACAAUCUGCGCACACCCACCAUCGACAACUCCAUCAACGAGCCCCAGGAAGUCAUAGCCGAAGACGGCAUCGUCGAGAUCCAACCCCGUCCCAAGAAGCGCUCAGAAAGCGAAUCCUCCUCCUCCGAACCCACAGGCCGCCACUUCCCCAAUCCCAACGCCUCCCCCAGGACCAAUUCCAACUCAAACUCCACCAAAACCACCUCGAACCCCAACGACACCCGCCUGAAAACCGAAUCCUCCGAAAACCCCUCACCCCAACAACAACCUUCCCAAGCCUCAGCAACCGCAGACGACGCCUCCAAGCCGAAACCGCGCCGCCGCCUCCCGCACAACCAGGUCGAGCGCAAGUACCGCGAAUCCCUCAACACGCAACUCGAGUCCCUACGGCGCGUCGUGCCCGCCCUGCAGCAGCCGCCGCGGCCCGCCUGCCCGGACGGCGCCGACAUUGAAGAUCUCCCGGCUCCCAGCAAACCCAGCAAGGCCGUCAUCCUGGCCAGCGCGACGGCGCACAUCAAGCAGCUGGAGAAGGAGAACAAGACGGUUCAGGAGGAGAAUCAGUUGCUCAGGGCGCGGAUCAAGGCGUUGCAGGCGCUGGUCAAGUGCGAGGAUUGUAGUCUCAUGCAGUAUGUCAUGGAUUUGAAGAUUAAUCCGGGUCAGGGCGGUGUGGGGGGUGUGGGGGGUGGGCAGCAGCAGAUGGUGCCGCAGGCGAAGUGUGCGUCGUAGGGGUUGAAGGGGGAGGGAAGGGUCCGGUUUGGA